Messenger RNA from Penicillium psychrosexuale, 975 nucleotides. RefSeq lists its product as uncharacterized. The record is from RefSeq and is a predicted model, not a curated record. NCBI's taxonomy places the organism in Eukaryota, Fungi, Ascomycota, Eurotiomycetes, Eurotiales, Aspergillaceae. Bases 1 to 975 code for a protein of 324 amino acids. The transcript has 2 exons.
AUGGCACCAAAUUUUUUUACCAAAUUUUUCAAACGCAGGAAAAAAGAGCCCAAGUUCAAAUUGAGAGAUUGUUCCCCAAACGCAAUAGGAAUCUCAGAUUCCACCUGUGAGAUCAAUGGCGAUAUAUUCAAUCGAUGGAAACUGCCGAUCCAGCCAGAAAAAGGCCUAUGUAAGCUUGGCGCUCGAAAGUGCAGCUCUCAACAGCAGUGUUCCUUCUUUCGUCUACCGGCUGAGAUAAGGAGGUUGGUAUACAUUGAGCUUAUGGGUGGUCGGCGAGUGCACAUCCGAUAUUUCUGGAUGGAGCCGUUGCCAUCUUGGCUGCGGUCGAAACGAGGAGGACCUCGCUGGCACUGGUGGCAUCGUGUCUGUAUGGAAUGUGAUGACUUCAUCAACGACCCUUGUGAUGACCCUUGUUCACAUUGGCACCCUGAGUCGCAAAGGCCGACAAUUGGCGGGGAGUGGUUGAGAUGCUGCCAAAUCGGAUACGAAGAAGCUUUAGAUGUUCUCUAUGGGACAAAUACCUUUGUGAUGGACAAUGCUAUGGAUACUCCUUUUCUUAUAUCAAGGCUUUUGGCACCGCGAUGUGCCUCUUUUAUGACGUCUAUGGAAAUCUCGUUUGCUGUUAAUAUAUGCAAAGCUGGGCCAGACGAGGAUGAUUGGAUGACAACGUAUGCCGCGUUCUUCGGAUUGUUCGAGCAGAGUUUCCGUGGUGUACAUCGGCUACGCCUACAACUUAAAAUGCCACCGAGCGAAAUUGGCGAGAUCUUCUUUGACGACGAGAGGCUGAGGACGUUCCUUAAGCCGUUUGACAGACUAUCAAAGGGUCGAGAGUGGACAAGACUGCAGCUUUGCGUUCCGGAUUACUAUUUCCAAAGAAUCAAACAAAUAAAGCCUGGUCAAGAUAGGUGGGAGCUUACAGAUACUAUGUGGUGUGACCAAUCAUUGUAUCCUGUAUGCCUUGCGUUUGGUUUGUAG